CCCGCUUCUUCAUCAGGUUCUCCUUCUUCUCCUUCCCCCGCCUUCAAUUCGCCCAGCAGCCGGUCCUUGACCAGCUCACCUUCCAAUCUUUACAAUGUUUCAAAAGUCGCUCGUUCAGCUCCUCGCUGUCGCCUCGAUUGCGUCCCAGGUCGCGGCGCAGUACGAGGUCAUCCCUCCUUCCAUGGGUCCCUUCUUCGAUGACGCCACUUUAGGAUCUGCUGGCGACUACGGUUUGAACAACAAGGGCAUCGACCCUGCCGCCGAGAUCGCCGGUUGGUUCGACAUGACCGAUGUCUGGCGCACGGCCCAAAAGGUCCUCAGCCCUGCUGUCUGGAGUCGCGUCGCCGGAGGCUCAGGCCACGAAGAGAGCAUGCGCUGGAACUCCCACAUCUUCGAGUACAUCACCUUCCGCCCCCGCAUGGGCCGCGACCUCGGCAACGCGUCGCUCGCGACCAGCGUUACCCUCACCAACGGGGCUGGCGUCUCCACGAAGUUCGACUCCGCGUCGCCCUUCUUCGUAUCGCCGUCCGGCUCGCACGGCGUGGUGAAUCCGGAGGUGGCGGAGAACGGAACCGUCCGGGCCGCCGCUGCCGCUGGCAUCAUUGCGGGCAUCGCGCAGUACUCGACGGUCCCGAUUGCCGACCUUGGCGCUAUCAAAGCGGAGAACCAGACGUACUGGUAUCAGAUGUACCCGGACGAGAAGUGGGACCCGGAGGCCGUGACGGCGCGCCUCGACGCCGCGAAGGCCGCAGGCUGCUCCGCCCUGCUCAUCACCGUCGACACCACCUCCGAGGGCUGGCAAGCCCGCGCCUGGCGCGCCGGCGGCGACGAGCCCACCGGCAAUGCCCAGCUCCACGUCCUCACCUGGGAGAACAUCGAGUGGAUCAAGAACAACACCGACCUGCCCGUUGUGCUCAAGGGGAUCCUCUCCGUCGAGGACGCUAUCCUCGCGCGCGACGCCGGCCUCGCGGGUAUCUACCUUUCGAACCACGGCGGCCGGCAGCUCGACGGCGCGCCCGCGCCCGUGCAGGUGCUGAUGGAGAUCAACAAGUACGCGCCUGGCUUGGUGGACGAGAUCCCGGUGUUUGCGGACGGGGCAAUUUAUUCGGCGAACCAUGCGCUGAAGAUGCUGGCACUGGGGGCGCGGAUGCUGGGUCUGGGACGGCCGGUUCAGCUGUCGUUGACGAUGGGGCAGGCUGGCGUGGAGAGGAUGCUGCAGAACCUGCACGACGAUAUGCUGGUUGAGAUGCGCCAGAUUGGCGUCUCGAGUCCCUCGCAGCUGAAUACCAGAUAUAUCAACACACAGCGAGCUGCUGGCUUCGUCUACGAUGGCGAGCUCCAGCAGUAGUGUGCGGUCAUACACUGCGAUAAGCGGCCCUAGGGCUCGUCAUCGUCUGGUUGUACCCCUGUUGUACACACAGUCAUUCUUUUGCAUCUGGCAAGGCGGCUCUGUGGACGAUCUUAUUUAUAUCGUGUUGUUGUUAAGAGGUAGUUCAUAUGCUUAGAAUGCCCUGACGCGAACUUCGAC
Messenger RNA from Schizophyllum commune H4-8, 1528 nucleotides. RefSeq names its product FMN-linked oxidoreductase. The coding region runs from base 95 to 1348 and encodes 417 amino acids. The transcript has 8 exons. The record is from RefSeq and is a predicted model, not a curated record. Gene Ontology annotation, molecular function: FMN binding; oxidoreductase activity. NCBI's taxonomy places the organism in Eukaryota, Fungi, Basidiomycota, Agaricomycetes, Agaricales, Schizophyllaceae.